This is a messenger RNA of Racocetra persica, 159 nucleotides long. The record is from the annotation of a GenBank genome assembly. Lineage: Eukaryota; Fungi; Glomeromycota; Glomeromycetes; Diversisporales; Gigasporaceae.
UUAAUAUUGAAUUAGAAAGUGAAUCUGAAUUAGUAGCUGAUGGUGAAUUAGAAAGUGAAUCUGAAUUAGUAAUUGCUAAAUUAAGAUCAAAAAGUAAAAAAUGUAUUAAUAAUGAAAUUGAAUCAAGCAAUAGUGAAUAUAGUGAAAAUAAUACUGAUA